UCACGUGGAAGAGUGAAAUGGGGGUGAGUCCCGAAGCACCAUAUGAUAUAAGAAAGUGGAUCCUUGGCUUCAAUAAUUCAACACUAACAGUAACACGCACUACUACUCCCUCCUUCGCUUCCGAGUUCCAACAAUGGCAGAUAAUUCGACGCAAGGAAGCACCACCCUCUUUUCUCCUUACAAGAUGGCAAAAUUCAACCUCUCUCACAGAGUGGUAUUGGCUCCCAUGACCCGAUGCAGAGCCUUGAACGGAAUUCCACGCGCAGCGCUGGGCGAAUACUACGCUCAAAGAUCAACACCAGGUGGAUUUCUCAUCAGCGAAGGCACCUUGAUCUCUCCCUCUGCUCCUGGAUUUCCCCAUGUGCCUGGAAUAUAUUCAGAUGAACAAGUGGAGGCGUGGAGAAGUGUAGUGGAUGCCGUGCAUGAUAAAGGCAGCAUUAUCUUCUGUCAACUUUGGCAUGUUGGCCGUGCAUCUCAUCCAGUGUAUCAGCCUGGUGGGGCUCCACCCAUUUCGUCCACUAGUAAACCCAUAUCAGCGAGGUGGAGGAUUCUCCUGCCCGAUGGGUCCUACGGCGUGUAUCCUGAGCCUCGUGCACUUGCCACUUCUGAGAUACCUGAAAUAGUGCAACAUUAUCGCCAAGCAGCAAUUAAUGCAAUUCGAGCUGGUUUUGAUGGAAUCGAGAUACAUGGUGCACAUGGGUAUCUCAUUGAUCAAUUCUUAAAGGAUGGAAUCAAUGAUCGAACAGAUGAAUAUGGAGGAUCACUAGCAAACCGGUGCAGGUUCCUAAUGCAGGUGGUUCAAGCUGUUGUUUCUGCAAUUGGAGCUGAAAGAGUUGCUAUAAGAAUUUCACCAGCUAUUGAUCACCUUGAUGCCAUUGACUCUGACCCACUUGGGCUAGGCCUAGCAGUGGUUGAGAGACUCAACAAUUUCCAGAAAGAGCUUGGCAGAAAACUCACUUAUCUUCAUGUUACUCAGCCUCGAUACACAGCUUAUGGCCAAACCGAGUCAGGUAGACCUGGCAGUGAAGAGGAGGAAGCUCAUUUGAUGCAGAACUUGAGAAGGACUUAUGAGGGAACAUUCAUGUGCAGUGGUGGUUUUACUAGGAAAUUAGGAAUGGAAGCUGUGGCUGAAGGACAUGCUGACUUGGUAUCCUAUGGUCGUCUUUUCAUCUCCAAUCCAGACUUGGUUUUAAGGCUCAAGCAUAAUGAACCUCUAACCAAGUAUAACAGGAAGACAUUCUACACCCAGGAUCCUGUUAUAGGAUACACAGAUUAUCCUUUCCUUAGCAAAGAAAGUGAGACAAAGGACCCAAGGGCACGCCUUUAAGUAACUGUAAUGUCUUUUGGUUUUCUGAAUUUUGAUAGUCAUAUGUAUAAUUGGAGCUUCCCAAUCUAAAGUGAAUGUCUUUGUUAUGAAAAAUUGCCUUGUAUACUUUAUACCCCCAAUAUCGUCUGACAUAAUUUCUUUGGCCUGCAUAGUUAUCUAUAUUGCCUGCACACGGCAUCUAUGUACUUAUGGUUGAAUUACUUUGUAUAAUAAUUUUAAUUUUAAUACAAUAUCUGCCUGUCCCUUCUUAA
Messenger RNA from Cajanus cajan (pigeon pea), 1578 nucleotides. Its product is annotated as 12-oxophytodienoate reductase 3. Gene Ontology annotation, cellular component: peroxisome. NCBI's taxonomy places the organism in Eukaryota, Viridiplantae, Streptophyta, Magnoliopsida, Fabales, Fabaceae. Gene Ontology annotation, molecular function: FMN binding; 12-oxophytodienoate reductase activity. The record is from RefSeq and is a predicted model, not a curated record. Gene Ontology annotation, biological process: oxylipin biosynthetic process; jasmonic acid biosynthetic process.